Molecule: messenger RNA, 8281 nt
Organism: Lineus longissimus
Lineage: Eukaryota; Metazoa; Nemertea; Pilidiophora; Heteronemertea; Lineidae
Product: pleckstrin homology domain-containing family D member 1-like
Exons: 13
Coding region: 93-1538 (481 amino acids)
Source: RefSeq, a predicted model, not a curated record
AUAUGGUGUCCACACCCUUGUCAUGUUGCAGGAAGACGACAAAAAACUUCCUCUAACUCAUCUUUAUUUCAGCACAAAUCCCCCAUUUAGUCAUGCCAGAUAACGAGGGAACGUUUGACAUGCGGAACAAAUGUCAAAUGCACGGAAUGUUGCUGAAAAAGCCCUUUGGCCACCAAUCAAACAAGUGGUCGAAGAGGUUUUUCAUGGUAAAAGAUGGCUUUCUUCUUUACUAUGCUGAUUCAGAGAAAAAGGAAAUGGAAAAGAGAAAGUUCUUCAAUAUUCAUCCAAAGGGCGUGAUACCCCUGGGUGAUUGUCAGGUAGCAGAGAUAGAAGAGCCUGGGCACCAGUUUGCUGUCAACAUCAUUAAUGAGGAUUUCCUUCAGGGCUCCAUCAUUUUGGCAAUGGAAACAGAGUGGGAGAGAGAGAAAUGGAUGACAAUACUGCGCCAGGCAGGACGGAUAACGUGGAAUAAUGCUCAGAUGGGUGAUGUCAUGAUCCAACAACUUGAGAAUCAGGGUCUUCAGAUGGCAAAGGAGAGACAAGACUACUUCAAUAAAUUUCAGACAGAGGCUAUUGCUCUUCAGGAUGAGAAAGAAAAGACCGAGCAACUUAAGCAAGUGCAAGUGGCUUUGGAGGAUGAAAAGAGAAAAAUGGAAGAGUUUAUGUUGGAGCUCAAAGAGGAACAGUCAAAAUUAAAACAAGUGUUAGAGGAAACCGCUCAGGCAAUGAAAAAAGUGGAAGAAGAUAAACUUGCACUGUGUCAGCGAACUGAGAGUUUAGAAGGUUCAUUAAAGCGGUUGGCGAAGGAUAAAGAAAAGACAAAGAAAAAAUUAGACGAACAAGCAAAACUGACACGGCAGUUAUCAAAAGAAAAACAGAAAUAUUCCGAAGCCACCAUAGAACUGAAUAAACAAAUGCAGUCAAUCGAAGCGGAAACACAGAAGUUAUUGCAAGAGAAAUCUUUGGCCGAAGAGAGAUUAAAACAGAACGAAGAACAUGCCAAACAACUUGAAGAAGAAAAGUACGAGAUCAGCGAACACGCUGACGAGUUGCAAUCUUCUAUAAAAGAUCUCAUCGAACAGAAAAAAGUAACUGAAGCGGAGCUGCGAGAGGAGGUGAUAGCGCGGCUCGAGACGGAGAGACGAUUACAGAAUGCCGAGGUGUCGUUGAUGAAUCUGGAUCGAAAAUUAAACAAGAAGGGGAACAAGUAUUCGCAGAAUGACAAGGAGGAAAUGUUAGGCAAUGUCACUCACUUAAAGUCAUUUUUUGAAAAGCUUGCCAUCGAGGCCAAAAUGGACGAUCACAAACCGAUACUUAUGCAAACCACGCUGACAGCCAGAAAGACAUUUGUUGCACGCGCCAAGUCAAAGCGGUAUCAGGAGAGGCGAAAACGGGUGCAAUCGUUGAGUUCAUAUCCCAGCUAUGGUGGAUGUCGCGUUGAGUCCAUAAAUCCACCAGUCAUAUCAUGGAAAAGUAAAUCAGUUGACUUUGACGCGUUCGAGUCCAACAGAAUGGACGAAAUCGGAGGAGAACAUUGACUGUAUCCAUCUUACCAAUUCAAAUGAUAGUCCUGAUAUUGCUGCAGUCAAGAGAUCUGUGAGCAUGGCUGACAAGGACAUUAAAAUACAUGACAAAACUGCACCGUUAAAAACAGACAAGGCAAGAAAAAAAUAGUGUGGUGCAGCGUGACUUUAGUGCCAAUUUAGUUGCCGUGUUUCUGGAUUAGUUUGGCUGGCACGCGUCUGCUAGCUUGCCUUGCUGUUGAUCUAUGUCAGAGUUGCACAAAAAGUGUAUGAUAAUCCAGGACACAACUUAAGUGCUGACUUGAUGCAGGGCUGACAUUACUUGCAGACAUUUGCAAACUGCUCCCGAUGAGUUCCUCCGACCCAGCCAUCUGUUCUGACUGCAGAUUGUGGUGAGGUUGGUUCCAAAAAGUUCACACCACCCACUGGAUUUGAGUGGUGAAGUUACGGUGCCCUGUUAAAAUGUGUUCAAUGUCAAAAUGCUGCGAGUUCUUUUUUGUCAAUUACCAGGAAGUAAAGGCAAGACCCUUUCACAGAAAAAAUAUCACUCAUAUUGGCUGUGAUCAUGCAUGGGAAAAAUUUGGGCUUUUUUUGAUUUGGUGCGAUGGUCUCUUUAAUCCAAAUUCUACAGUAUUGUAUGAGAAAUCGUCCGACCAACAGUUCCUUUGUAUAGAUUACAAAGAGGAAGUAUUUUUUAUAACUGAUUGUCACUUUUCAAAUAUAGCGAUGACAGACUAUUUGUACAUGUAAAUAUACAUGUAUGUAUAGAACUGGUUGUGUUCUAUUAUUCUGCAAUGCAAGAAUUUGAGCUGGGGCCAAAUUGGGCAGUAUAGUCUGGGGCCAUCCAGUGAGUUUCAGGAAAUUGUGUUCAGGGUGAGAGAGACUAUGUGUUGUGUGUCCUUGGGAGUGGGUGAACUGGCAUGCAUGGGGGCAGGGAGUAGGGAGGGGAACUAUGAGUUCCCACAUGGUCUUCUGGGGAAACCAUCGAAAAGCUGACCGCGAUGUGGUCCAGUCAAGGUAACCCAUUGGGAUUGGAUGGCCCCUUUUUGGGUGGGUUAUCUCCACUGUAUAUUUUUCAUAAAAAUUUGAUAGGCCUUGGUUUAUGAGGUAAGCAACAAUUGCAUUCCAUGAAAAUGUCCAAUGCAAGUUUGGUAACGAUAAAAUGAAUUAUUUUUUUAAUUGUGGAUGGUAAUGGAUAUCAUUUGGAUAAAUUGUUGCCCGAACAUGAAUAUUUCUUUGAAUGGGCGAAAGACUAGUUUGAAAUCAAAAUUCAGUACAUAAAAUUAUUCUCAAAUGCUCAAAAUGAAUGCUGGGAUUUUGGGAUAGAGAGAUGUGCAAAUAUAAGACUGAUUUGCUUAGGUUAUGAUAUCAAGAGACGUGAUACUAAUGGACAAUACCUUAUAUGUGAUUUAGGAAGAUUUCUCUCUUACACUUGCAAUAUACAAUAUAAGUGUUGCUUAGACCGAUCAGAAUUUGACAUGAUCAACUGCACUUUAUUUGUUAACAACACCUUCUUCCUUUGGCCUGUUCAUAUUGCCCGUACUGUGAAUCUAAUGUUAGGAGUUGACAGUAGGUGCCACCAUCUUGUCUCAAACUUGAAAUCCUAACGCAGUUCGAACUAUUUCAAAACGAAGUGAAUGCCCAUUUCAAGGGUGGGAGUCUGUUCUUUGUUUUCCAGAGAAGAGACUCCAAGGUUUAAAAUCGACAUUCACUUCAUUUUGAAGAAGUUCGAAUUGCUUUUGGAUUUCAAGUUCAAGUGAAAAAGAUCGUGCCCAUGGUCAAAUCUUAAGUGAAAGCCGUUGGUGCAUUUGGAAGUUGCAAUCUCCUGUAGUAUCUUGUGCAUAAUGUGUACAUUAAUUUAUGUUUAAUUUCCAUUAUCCGUAUUUGUUCAUGGAGUCUUUUGUACCGUUAUAUUAGCGGAAAUUGUAAUCCCAUGGUUGUGUUUUAGUUAACUUAUACGUAAUGUGCAUUAAAACUAUCAAAACCAUUUCUAAUUUAUAAACGUCUUUCUGUAGGAGACAGUAAGCCUAAUGUGUGAUGACUCGGACAAAAUUAAGGUUGACAGAUUUAAAAUGCGUUUUAAAAGCAAAUUUUGUGAAAGUCCUCGAAGAAAAAUGGCUGAUGUAUUAUCAUAAAAACCUAGUGUUGGUAAAGGUAUCUUGUUUUCACCGUACAUAUUUAUUGUAUAAUGAAUAGCUCAGGUCCAACAAGUAUAUCCAAAUUUAGCUUCUGAUCUAAGUUAUAUCAAGAUUUAAUCCAUACUUGGUCAUUUAAAUAUGUUGAUAACGCCAUACGACUUACUACUGAUUUUGGUUUAAUGGGUCACAAAUAACACUUACCCCCCAGGUACCUGUGACUAAAUGUAUUUCUUACUGCGUGUAGUCCCAUGACUUCAGUAUUAUAUUCUUAUAUUGUCUUACUGAUAAUGCACUCCAUUUGCACGAGGUUGCAAUUUUCAAUGUGUCAUUGACCUGUCUAGGCCUUGUCUAUUAAGGUAUCACAUGCCGGUUCAAUAUGUAUGUCCUGAUCUAGGCCUACUUGACCUGUCACUUGUCAAUGUACCAUUUUGAUAGGGUGCACUAAACGACUUAAUCAACCUAAUAUUACAUAAAAGCCAUUUGGCGCAUUUGUGACAUUUGGUUGUCCAGGUCCUUGACUUCAUUCACAAAAUAACACUUGUUUAUUUGGGCCUCUGACAGAGACUCAUGAGUCAUGCAAGACACUGGUGAUUUUUAUCAAAUGGGUUGUGCUACACUACAUGAUCUCCUGAAACUGAUAAUUGUCCUAUAACAAACAUUAGAUAUGAAAUAAUUAUCUGAUUAAUAUCCUAUUAUUAUUGCCAGGGCAAAUGACAUUGAUUAAUCAUGUUAAUUAGAAUUCAGGUGGUGCCUACUGUUUCUGAAUCUUAAGUACCCGUAAUACUAUUCUUACACAUUUGCUUACAAUUAGUGAGGAAAAAAUGGAUCACUUUCCUUUAUACUUAGAAUACCUUUAUACUAAGAUUAAGAAUUCAGCAUGCAGUCAAGUCCAGUAGGAGCUCUCAUUUGUACAACUUAAGUAAUACUAUUCUCACUCAUUUGCUUACAUUAGUGAGGAGAAAAUGGAUCAUUCUCCUUACUUAAGAAUUCAGCAUGCAGUCAAGUCCAGUAGGAGCUCUCAUUUGUACAACUUAAGUAAUACUAUUCUCACUCAUUUGCUUACAUUAGUGAGGAGAAAAUGGAUCAUUCUCCUUACUUAAGAAUUCAGCAUGCAGUCAAGUCCAGUAGGAGCUCUCAUUUGUACAACUUAAGUAAUACUAUUCUCACUCAUUUGCUUACAUUAGUGAGGAGAAAAUGGAUCAUUCUCCUUACUUAAGAAUUCAGCAUGCAGUCAAGUCCAGUAGGAGCUCUCAUUGGCACAACUUGUACAACAAGACACCCCUUGUACAUUUCGGUAAUUUCUACCAAAAAAAGUUUGAGUAUAUAAAACAGUGUUGAGGUGUGAAUUCGGACUUCAUAGGGAGUUUCUACUGCGGUUGCCAUUCCUCUUAAUGUAGUGCAUUGUUAGUGUAAAUUGAUACAUUUAAUCGAGAUCCUAGCCAAAUUGAUGUAUAUGUAUAUAUUUUGAUAAGUAGUAAAACUUGCCAUAAAGAGUAUGACUAUUUUCUAAGAUAUUUUCCGGUUGUGAUUUUUAAUGUGACAUUUAAUAUGUGUGGCCUGAUGUACAGAGCUAGGUUUGGGUCAAAGCAUGAUUGGAACCAAGUUAUUGAAUCUGAGGUGUUUUUCUUAACACUGUAGCAAGAUAAUCAAAGUUUACUUAACGUGCAUGGCUUUGAAAGUAUGGUGUCAACUUCUUUAUAGGGGUCAUCUGAGACAGCUUAGCAUACUAGUAUACUAGCAUACUAGCUUACUAGCAUACUAGCAUUCUAUUUUGGCUAUAUAUCAACAAACAUACAUGUAAUUUGAAAUGACCCCAAUUAUUCAAAAGAAUAUAAAUGUAUUUGCAGCCGUCUACUAACAAGAAGAGAGCAUUCUAUUUAUUCUUGCUAAUGCUAAGUUAUUGUACAGGUAUACUGAGUGUCAAAAUGUAGAUAGUUUCAUAUUCAGGUUUGAUCAUGUUCAAAAGUUUUGUCGAAUUAGAAGAAAAAAGUGGAGAAAGUUGUGGAUUUAAAGGGCUAGCUGCUCUGUAUCAUUUAAACUGUUAACCAUGGGUGAUGUCAGUUUCUGUUAGUUAGAGUGUAUCUUCUAAAUCUAGCAUAUUGAAACAAACUUACCAUAAAGGAUUCUUCCCCAGUUUGGUGUUUGACCUACCUGCCUUCAGUGUUAUAGAGGCCAAACGUACACGUAUCCACUUGGUGGCGCUGUGGUUGACCUGUUUGCCUUCUAUGUCAUAGUGGCCAAUCAAAUCUGCUUGGAGGCACAGUGGUUGACCUGUUUGCCUUCUUUGUCAUAUUGGCCGAUCGAGUCUGCUUGGAGGCACAGCGGUUGACCUGCUUGCCUUCUAUGUCAUAGUGGCCGAUCGAAUCUGCUUGGAGGCACAGUGGUUGACCUGCUUGCCUUCUAUGUCAUAGUGGCCGAUCGAAUCUGCUUGGAGGCACAGUGGUUGACCUGCUUGCCUUCUAUGUCAUAGUGGCCGAUCGAAUCUGCUUGGAGGCACAGUGGUUGACCUGUUUGCCUUCAAUGUCAUAGAGAUCAAUCAAAUCUGCUAGGAGGAGGCACAGUGCUUGACCUGCUUGUUUUCAAUGUCUGGAGGACAACCAAUACCAACAUAAAAGUAACAGUUUCUCUUCUAAAACACUGUAAACUAAACAAUGAAAUGUGAUUUUGACUGCUUUUUCACUUCUUCCAUAUUUUUCACCAACUCAAGUGGUGAUAGUUGCCCAACCGAACCCACAGGUGUCAAAUCAAGGCAACUCAGGGGCACGGUGUACUAUACACUGUUGACUGUAGUUCGUUGUAAUUAAUGUGUUUUAGAAUAUAUCAAUCCCAGUCACGACAAGGAUACAAUGAAUCUGUUGCUGGCCUUGUACAUGACAGCUUAUAUAUUUUUGUGUAUACGUAAAUAUAUUUUUCUAUUUUGAGGAACAACUGACUCCUUAUCAACUCUCAGAUCAAAAUUUGACACAAACUGGGGACCAGACUAUUGAUUGCGAUCCAGCUGUGUCAAGUUAUGAAAAGGUCUUGCAAUUCAGUUUGCUCACAUGAUGUAAGCAAGAUAUCGGGCACUUAUGUGUAAAAGUGAUAGUCAUGUUCGUGGUAUAUGUUGUGUUGAGCUAAUAAAAUUGAGGUCAUCAUGCUCUUGUCUCGAUUGGAGCACGCUUGAAUAAAACCAGAUACGACAUUGAUGUCCCUUAAAAAGUCGCGCUCUCUAGUGUUUCCUCAAGAAAUAAAUUUCAGGGGGACAACAGUGGCAAGAACUUGUCAAUUGGGUAAAUUUCCUUGUCAAAAUUACUACAUGUAAGUUGGCAUUUACACGUGUCCCAAGACCCCCUCUAGAGAAAACACUGAUCGGUCCAUCAGAUGUUAAAUUGGUUAUGGUGGGACCUCAGCGCCCUGAUAACUAAUUGGUCUCGGUGGGGUCUGAGCUGCUUCCACCUGAUACCACUUACCGGGUAAGUGCUCAUCAUGUGCAUGCACUGAAUUCAAACUCCAAUUGCCUAACUACAUGUAUUUGUUUGAGGAUGAACAAGUACAUUGAGAGUCCAUACAUUUUUUAUACACACCAGUAAUGUCGUAGACUCUCUUUGAUUUUUGGAAACAAUGGAAUGCAAUAAAUAUUACCGGUGUUCCAUUCAGUGAUGAUUCCAUUCCUCAUACAAGUGUGAAUAGUCUUAAUGUACUGUGCGAUAGGAGAGACCCCUAUUGGCAUCUUUGUGUAACUAAAUCUGACCUUCCUAGUGUAUGCCUAGAGUCUCCCUUUGAGACAAGACCACCAUUGAUUUUUUAAGCCUUUUAGCAGUUAAAUUGUCAAUGUUUGACCGCGACGCAUCAACUACUGCGUGGGGUUGUGAAUCUGAAAUUUUGGUAUGAUAUUCCGGACAGUCGGGCAAGUAAAUGGUGAAAAAUAAACUGGUAGUUGACCACGGAAAUUUUUUGAUAAUCUACAAACUAGACAGACAUUGAUAUUUCCACUCUUUUCAGCCAACUGGCAGAAAAAUCUCAAAACACGCCCCCUAUUACCAAAUUAGCAAAAUUCGAAAUUAAUUUUUUCAUCAAAUAAUUUCUUUAUAUCUGUAGACUUGCCACAACAAAUAUUUUUUCAAUACCUCUCCAAAUAGGUACUUGAGAGUUAAAAACAUGCACUCGUCUAAUUGAUAGGCCUGGACCCUAUGAAUAUUCAUUAGUGGUCUUGUCUCCUUUAAGGAUUGCCCACAGGCACCACCAUUUUGGCUAGAACUUAAAAUCCAAAAGCAAUUAGAACUCCUUCAAAAUGAAGUGAAUGCCCAUUUAAAACUUGGGAGGCUGUCUUCCGUGAACCAAAGAAGAGACCCCCACCCUUGAAAUCAACAUUCAAUUCGUUUUGAAAGAGUUUCUAAUUUCUUCAGGAUUUCCAUUGUGAGCCUGCAACCGAGUUGGCUCCUGGCAGUAUGUUAAAUGGCCUGUGCUUAUAUUAUUACAACAUGACAUUGACUGACUGAUUCCAAAUGAGAUAGACUUAUUCAUGGUGGUUUUAUCAAUUGGUUGUUUAUGCUACACGCAUGUAUGUUAUGAAAAUGAAAUUCCUGGUGACUUUCUUGAAUAGAAUUGAUUGAUAUCCAAUAAAAGUUGGUCCAAAUGUAA